Micromonas commoda is the source of this 1182-nucleotide messenger RNA. RefSeq lists its product with no specific name. Bases 1 to 1182 code for a protein of 393 amino acids. Gene Ontology annotation, cellular component: ESCRT II complex; late endosome membrane. The transcript is spliced from 2 exons. NCBI's taxonomy places the organism in Eukaryota, Viridiplantae, Chlorophyta, Mamiellophyceae, Mamiellales, Mamiellaceae. Gene Ontology annotation, molecular function: phosphatidylinositol-3-phosphate binding; ubiquitin binding. The record is from RefSeq and is a predicted model, not a curated record. Gene Ontology annotation, biological process: protein transport to vacuole involved in ubiquitin-dependent protein catabolic process via the multivesicular body sorting pathway.
AUGUCGCUCCUGGUCGAGGGCGUGGCGCUCACGCCGAGCGGUCGGCCGGUGCUGGCGCCGGAGGAGCUCGAGCUGCGGAUGAUCGAGCGCGUUGACGUCGAGUUCGGCGACAAGCGCGCGGGGAACAUGCGCGGCGGGCUGCAGGGCAGAGAGGCUGACAAGUACGUCGCGGGAGUCGCCCUCGUCACCUCGCACAGGCUGAUAUGGCUCGAUCAGGCGAGGGCGCCCGGAACGGAGGGACUGAGCUGCAGCGUACACCUCUCGCGGGUCAUCGAGGCGGCGCCGGUGCCGCUGAAGAUGACCGGCGCGCCGUCCUCGUCGUCCCUCGCGACGCGAGUGCCCCCCGGGCAACCGCCGCCGCCCGCCGCGCCGCCGCCGCCCGCCGCCGCGGGGAGGCCCGCCGCGUUCGCCAUCAGCGCGGGCGUGGGCGGCGUGCUUCACAGGCAGCACCAGGAGCACAAGCAACGGCAGGAGACGGUAACUGAGGCGUUCACGGACAUGAACGCGCUCAUGGCCAAGGCCAAGGAGAUGGUGACGCUCGCCGAGCACCUCGCCGCCGUCGCCAACCGACGCCAACAACGGGGAACGGACUCGAGCGGCUCGGACGCGUCGGACGCGGAGACGACGGAGAUGGACGCGAUGAUGCUGUCGAUGGGGAUAGCCUCGCCGGUGACGAGGGAGACCGCGGGGGCGCUGUACCACCAGCAGCUCGCCAGGCAGCUCGCGGACUGGCUCCCGCAGGUGCUCGCCAAGAGGGGAGGGAUCCUGGCGCUCCCCGACGUCUUCUGCCUGUUCAAUCGCGCUCGCGGGUCCGAGCUCAUCUCGCCGGAGGAUCUGCUCAAGGCGUGCCAGCUGUGGAGGCGGCUCGGGGUGCCGCUGCAGUUCAGGCGGUUCGAGAGCGGCGUGCAGGUGGUGCAGAGCCUGGACAGGAGCGACGACGAGGUUUGCGCGACGCUCACGGAGAUGAUCAAUCGACCGCUCGGACCCUCGGACGACGAAACACGCGACGCGAUGCGAAGGAUGGACGCGUACUCCGCGUCCGUGGCGUUGGGCAUUCCCCCCACGAUCGCGUCGGAGUACCUGCUGAUGGCGGAGAGGCACGGGAUCCUGUGCCGGGACGACGGCCCGGAGGCGACGUACUUCUAUCCAAACUUUUUCCCAGAGUGCGAGGCGACUUAUUAG